GUACUGUCAGUCAGCUAAUUGAAUUCAUUCAUCAGUAAUUCAUAAUAAUUUAUUAGUAUGUGCUAUUGUUAUUUAUAUUAAGCGAUACAAUUUGAACAAUGGGUAGUGAACCCGAUUUAACAAUCCAGCAGAAACCUGUCACCAAUUUGAUUUCAAGGGACGGUUCAUUCGCCAGUGUUGCUUCCUCGUCGACAAUGUAUCACACUGCUAAAGACGACAUCAAUAAUUCGUCCAGCUUAUACUUGACUCCAGCCGGGUCAGGAGAUUUAAAACCAGAAUUUUUCCUAACCCGACCCGAAAUUCGCCGUGACAGUAAUGCAACCACGACCAAUUCAAAUUCUGCGACAUUAGAAGGAGCGGAGAGUUUGCAGAGUUCGAGCAGUGAUUUGUACGACGACGGCAUGGGGUCAGCCGAUAAUAUGGCUGCUCGGGAAAUGUCCUCAUCCCCAUCGUCUGAAAAUGCCAUGGAGGUCAGGGAGGAUAUCUCCAGAAUUUGCAACACCAUUGCAGAAGCAGAAGAUUUCGACCGUGUGAAAAUGACGAAAAUUGAGCAGGCCCUAACAUUAGGAGACAUAGAGAAACUUGGUCAAUUGGCGACUUCACGUGCUGGAUUAUUAUCAAAUGCAUUAAGAACAAAAGCGUGGCCCAUAUUAUUAAAGGUCUCAUCUACUGAUAUUAGCAAGAAUGAGUACAAGAAAAUUCCAACAUUUUACCCUGAUGUGCCUCAGAAAAUCAACAAUCUUGUGAACCUGGACGUGGCUCGUGUCUUGAAACGAUUUCCCCCUGGGUUAACAGACCCACAGCAAGAUCAUCUUCAACUAUAUCUGAGCAAUUUAAUUUGUUCCGUUCUUCAAGGAAGCCGAUCAGAGAAACGCAGGGCCUACUACUAUCAAGGCUUCCAUGAUAUUUCACUGACAUUCCUUUUGGUUUCCAUUUCUCAAAACGUUCCUUUCCUGGCUUACCUCUGUCUAAACAAGAUGAUUGAGUCUAAUCUGAGUCCCUACAUGGAAAAGACGAUGGAUAAAACUCAUGACAUUAUUCAUGUUCUGUUUGCCGUUAUUGAAGCUGAAGAUAGAACUUUGUUUGAAAAAAUCGUGGUUGGUUGUCAUUUGCCUCCUGCGUUUUGUCUACCAUGGGUUCUUACAUGGUUUUCCCACACUCUUCCAAGUGAUACGGACGUAUUUCGAUUGUAUGAUUUCAUCCUUGGGUCACAGGAUCAACUGAGUCAACCGUAUCUGAUUCCGAUAUUUGUCUCCAGUAUGUUAGUCUUACGGAGCUCAAAAUCUAUAAUGGAAGACGAUUCUCUAAACGACAUAGCAUCAAUGCAUCAUCGUCUUUCUAAAUUACCUUCCGAGCUUGACUCGUUGGAGCCAUGGCUCAUUGACAGUGUAAAACUAAUGAAGAAAUAUAAAGGACAAGAAAAUAAACUAUUGAAACGCGGUGUAGAAAUUAAGGCAAUGCAAAACCGAUUGUGGAACGAAGACAACCACAACAGACCAAAACAUCGGCCACAUUCUACCAAUAAUGGUGUCAUUGCUUCAGUCAGCAAAUUUCUAUUCGUUCAACAUAGAUGGGCAACUUUAUCUCUUGUGAUUCUAGGAACUGCAUUUUUAUUACAAAAUAAAUACGGACGAUCAGCAUACAAGUUUGGAACGUUAAAAUCCAUUGUACAAGGUUAUGCUCCAGAACGCUUUAAAAAUAUGUUGAAAUAUUGGUCAGCCGAUGAAAGUAGUGAUGAAUGACAUUUCCGUACUUUGGGCAUUCCUUUUCCGAUAUAUUACUAGCAUCUAGUAUGUUUGACACUGCAUAAUCCAUGCAUGAGAAAAAAUAUUCGUAUAAUCACUAUAUUUUAAAUUUCGAAAAAAUAUAUAUAUUUAGUAAUUUAUAGUUUCUGAUUUUUUGCAGACAGAUGUUAUUACUUAUUAGCUUUUACAGAUAAGGCAAUUGUUAUGCAGCCUAUUUGCAAUUUAAAGUGGUAGUUAAUACUUACAAGAUUAGGUUAGUCAUAAUUGGUCUUAUCCACAUGUUCAUGUGUAGUACAUCUAUACUAUCAUUACAUAUAGUAAGUAGUUCAAUUUGAAGAAUAAACUUGAUUGCACAGACAUGUAUGUUGUAUUAACAAAAGUAAAUUAAUAAAGUAACAUUACAUGUAUUCCGCUAACAUAA
Molecule: messenger RNA, 2166 nt
Organism: Folsomia candida
Lineage: Eukaryota; Metazoa; Arthropoda; Collembola; Entomobryomorpha; Isotomidae
Product: TBC domain-containing protein kinase-like protein
Exons: 6
Coding region: 99-1742 (547 amino acids)
Biological process (GO): positive regulation of GTPase activity; endoplasmic reticulum to Golgi vesicle-mediated transport
Cellular component (GO): endoplasmic reticulum membrane
Molecular function (GO): GTPase activator activity
Source: RefSeq, a predicted model, not a curated record